Lemur catta (Ring-tailed lemur) is the source of this 1817-nucleotide messenger RNA. It is a transcript of the gene TOP6BL, whose product is annotated as chromosome 7 C11orf80 homolog. Lineage: Eukaryota; Metazoa; Chordata; Mammalia; Primates; Lemuridae. The coding region runs from base 25 to 1758 and encodes 577 amino acids. Gene Ontology annotation, biological process: meiotic DNA double-strand break formation; reciprocal meiotic recombination. The record is from RefSeq and is a predicted model, not a curated record. The transcript is spliced from 16 exons.
UGUUGCUGGUGCUCCCGGCGCAGAAUGGAGGGGACGGCCGUGGCCGUCUUCGAGAUUUUGAGAUAUUUAAUAAUCCAUUGGAAAUGUGAAAUAGGAAUAUCAAAGGGAGCAUUGCUAGAAGGCCAGCUAGUGAUUUCCAUAGAAGCAUUACAUUCUAAGCACGAAGCAAAUGCUCUUCAUUGUGUAACAACUAUUGCUUCUGUAGGAAGCUUUUAUGGUGGCUUCAUCCUCAAGAAGUUCCUAAAAGAAAUACAGUCUAUACUGCCUGGAUUCUCUGCAAAGCUGAGUUGGACUUCGGAGGACGGCAGCUAUUCCCAAGACAUGUCGGUGGUAACACCUUUCCAGAUGAUUUUUGAGAUUGAUGAAAAUCCCAGAAAUUUAAUGACAGAUUGUCUGGUUAUAAAGCAUUUUUUACGCAAAAUCACCAUGGUGCACCCUAAGAUCAGAUUUAAUUUCAGUCUAAAGGUAAAUGGAAUCCUCUCCAAAGAGAUUUUUGGGCUAGAGAAUGAACCCACUUUGAACCUGUCGAAUGGAAUUGCUCUUGUUGUAAACUCUCAGCAUUAUGUGAGUAGACCAAAAUUUGAUACAACUGAAUCAUGCUGCAGCAGAAUCCACCCUGUGCUAGGACAUCCAAUAACACUUUCCAUCCCUGAUGACGUGGUUGGCAUGGACUUGUUGGGAGAACUGACACUGACUCCAGCUGCUGCUCUGUGCCCCACCCCAAAGGUCUUUUCCAGCCAGUCGAACGGGAUUUCUUCAGUUUCCAUAUUUCUGUAUGGACCUUUGGGUCUGCCUCUGAUACUGUCAAGUCGGGAGCAGCCAAUUACUACUGUGUUCAAAGAUACCUCUUAUUUCAUUGACUGGAAAAAGUACCACUUGCAUAUGGUGCCCAAUUUGGAUCUCAAUUUGGAUAGAGAUUUGGUGCUUCCAGAUGUGAGUUACGUGGUGGAAUCCAACGAGGGGGCUCAGUCUCAGAAUAUGGACACUCAAGGACACACACUGCUGCUUUUUCUCUUUGUGGAUUUCCACAAUGGGUUUCCUGUCCAGCAAAUGGAAAUCUGGGGAGUCCAGACUUUGCUCACUGCUCAUCUCACUGCCAUCCUCAUGGAGAGCCACAGUGUAGUACAAGAUUCCAUCCAGCUCACUGUGGACCAGGUCUUGGAGCAGCAUCACCAGGCUGCCAAGGCUCAUCAGAAACUGCAGGCCUCACUCGCGGUGGCUGUGAAUUCCAUCAUGAGUGUUGUGACUGGAAGCACCUGCGGCAGUUUCCGAACGAUGUGUCUCCAGGCCCUUCAGGCAGCUGACACACAGGAGUUUGGGACCAAACUGUACAAAGUAUUUCAUGAGGUCACCCAGCACCGAUUUCUUCACCACUGUUCAUGUGAGGUGAAGCAGCUGACCUCAGAGAAAAAGGAUUCAGCUCAGAGCACUGAGGAUGCACAGGACAACACCAACCCGGCGCUCCUUGCAGAGACCAGCGGGCCAGCGGAAACCAAGAGGCUCACGAGCGGCCGCCUCCGCCAGGGCGAGAAGACGCGAGCUCUCCGCCCUGCCAGGGCCCCGAGUCCGUCGGAGGCCGCCCCGCGCCGCCCGGAGCCCACUGCGGCUUCCCUCACCCCUAGCGGAGGGGAGGCCCGCGCGACCCACGCCAGGGCCCCGGCGCCAGGCGCGAGUCCCGGGAGAGGCCUGGAGGACGCGCUGUGGCUGCAGGAGGUCUCCAACCUGUCCGAGUGGCUGAGUCCCGGCCCUGGGUCCUGAGCCGGUCCCCUCCCGCGAGUCCCGCCAGUCCCGCCGCCGCUGUAGCGAGUCCUUCAAUA